This is a messenger RNA of Leptinotarsa decemlineata (Colorado potato beetle), 489 nucleotides long. RefSeq lists its product as uncharacterized. NCBI's taxonomy places the organism in Eukaryota, Metazoa, Arthropoda, Insecta, Coleoptera, Chrysomelidae. The record is from RefSeq and is a predicted model, not a curated record.
CGCAGAACAUUCGACGAGUACAUUUCGAAUAAAAGAUGAAGGUUGACGUGGAAUUGAUGUUCGAAUGUUUGAUGUAUCUCAACGCACACUAUUUUCCAGUUUUGGUCAUCAGCGAGGUCUCCAUGACCGUGGCAAAGCACAUGAGCGUGAAACUUGGUACUCCUCAAAUCGACAAUGAUGCCAUGAUGUGUUCUACGAGACAUAUAUUCGAACUACUCAAGCUCAUUCUGUUCCAAAGGUACAAAGAGAAGCAUAGAAAACUGGUAACGACGGCAGUAGUCUUCAUGACAUUGGUGACAUUAGGAACAGUCUACUAUACGGUAUUCAUUCAGUUUCCUACUUUGACGUUGGAAAAUAUACUUUCAUCUUUAACAGUAAUGCUAAUGACAACAGAAAUAUUCUUUGGCGUAUGGUUCAUUACUUGUUACAGAAAAGUGGAAUAUUACUAGUAUGAGUGAAGAAUAAAAAUAUUUUCCGUUUUUUGUCUCA